AAUAUAUAUCACUUCCUCGUUUUGAAAUUGUUUUUACUUACAAUACUUAUCAAUAGGUAGUUUGAAAUGUCGUGUAUUCUUUUGCCUUUUUAUUUCGUUGGAUUUGCUUUAGUUCGUGGAUACAGCAGAGAAUGCGAUUACAAUCGAACAAUAUUUGCACCAGAGGGAACAACAGUAACUUUUCUGUACAACAACACAGACAUAUUGAAACAUCGCUUAAGUAUAAUAAGGACGUCGGGGUCAACUACAGGAUAUCUUUACAGUGCCAAUGUAGCCGACGCACCUAAAAUACGUACUUAUUAUUAUGAUGUUUCUUGGAAAUACAGAUCAAACAUUAGUUUCCACUCUGGAUCUAAUGAUCAAUUCAUUCUGAAAAUAGAUUUAAACAACGUCCGUAUGGAGGAUAACGGGACAUACCUAAUAAGUAAUGGUCGUGAUAACGAUUGUUAUAUCCUUUAUGUAAUGCGAACAAGAAUUCAGCCAAGUCAUAGUCAAGAAGAAAAUGAACCAAUAUAUGUGUUUGCACAUCCGCAAGCUUCACUGAUAAAGCGACCGUUAACGAACGCAACUAUGGUCUGGUUAUUAGAUGGUAAAUCUGACAAAGAAACAGCCAGUUUUAUUGAGCAAGGUGAUCUUAUGUGGAUACCUAGCCUCAGAAAAAGUCUCAAUGAAAGGAAUGUAACAUACCGUGCUAUACAAGAUGAUGGAAGAAUCACUGAAGUGAAUACCACUAUAACAGUAAAAUAUGGACCAAGUCAUUCUCUCAUGCUGGUACCAAGAAAAACACACUAUAAUUUGGUCAGUGGAGAUAUCAUGCCCAACAUAACAUGUACCCCUGAAUGUAAUCCACCAUGUAAAAUUUCCUGGGGAGAACAUAGUAAAGGAAAGACACUCAGUCUUGGAUCUGUUAAGAAUAAAGAUUCAGGAGAGUACACAUGUACUGCUAGUAGAAUAGGUGGCCAGACUGUACAACAGACUGUCAGUAUUUUUGUUGCUGAUCGACCACUUCAAUCCCUCAAGCUGUCACCAAGAAAGACACUCUAUAAUUUGGUUAGUGGAGACGCCAUGCCUGAUAUAACAUGUACAUCUGAAUGUAACCCACCAUGCACCAUAUCCUGGGGACAAGAUAGCAAAGACAACAUUCUUAGUCUGGGAGCGGUUACCACAGAAGAUACGGGGGAAUACACGUGCACAGCAAGGCGAUUGGAUGGUCGUACUGUAGAGCAGACAGUCAAUGUUUUCGUGUCUGACAACUCAUAUUUUGCCAUAGCGAUUAUAUGUUUGGCGACAGUUCAGUCACUUACUAUCAUUGCGCUUGGGUUGUGUACAUUUUUCAUUUACAAAAGGAAAGUUCUGUUUUGUUGUCAACAACUUUCAGAGUUCGUUUCCAAGAAUAAAACAGACAACACAACAGUCAGUAUUCCUCAAUCGAACGUGCAAGGAUCUGAAAAUAGGGUGUAUGAAGACUUGAAACAUGGAACAAGAAACAAUGUUUACGGCGAGGUUAUCUUGUCUACCAUAGGAGAUGAUGCUACAGUUAGUACAUAUGAAAACAUGAGCAUUCCGGAAAGAAACAAAGCUGUAGCCGAAAAUUAAAAUAUUCCACUCGUUGAAUAAUGUCAUAUGUACACAUGCAUUACUAAAAAGUAUUUACAUGCGGUAAAAAUGCAUUUUUCUAGAAUACUAAUUUUCAAAAGUUAAAAAGCGAUAGAAUAAGAAUUAGGCAUCGUUUAAAAGUUUAUUUGUGCAAAGACAUUCAAAUUUACAAGUAUGUCAGGCUAUUUUAGAAGGAUAUUUUGUACUUAAUAAUCUAUUUUCUAAGGCAACAAGGGGUACCGUGAUUUAUCGUUAUCAUUGAAAAAAGCAAAGGCAAAAAUAUGUUUAAGGUCCUUACUUGAUUUAAGUAACGCAAAAAAGAUACAAGAAAAAAAGAUUUACGGAGCAGUUGUUCAAUGAAAGAUUUAAAAUCGAGUGAAAAUAAGUCUACCAGCAACAUUUUUGUAUGUAACUGAAUAAAAUAGUCUUUGCUUUGAGCAAGUGUUGUGAAUCAUCAGAUAACAUAUUUAUCUGGUAAUUUUGAUUGAAUGUUCUAAAACUAUGAACAGUGCUUUGCUUUUUCCCUUUUUAGAAGUAUCUGAACAUUUUACAUUAAUGAUGAUAAAUGACAUUGAAAGUCAACCUCAAAAAUCGAAUUGGGCUCCAUGUGUUAAAAAAAUAUUUUAUCGAGACUAGCUUUUUUAUUAUGUUUGCCUAGAACAGGGAGAAGAUUCUCACAUAUUUGUACAAAUUUAUAAGCAAAGAAUAAAGGAUGUUUUUGUACGAUGAUGGCAAAGUAGGAUUGAUAUCUCGACUAGAGCUACUUUUUAUACAUAAAUAUGUAGUUAGGUUUUCAACCAUACCUUAAGAUACUUAAUGUUACUAAAUAUAGAAAAGCAUGUAGAUUGAAAGUAUCCUCACAUCGAUUAAAUAUAGAAUGUGGCCUGUGAAAUAGAACUGUGAGAGAAAAUAGACUUUGCAUAUUCUGUAAUAAGUUAGAAGAUGAAUUUCAUUUCCUUUUUUAGUGUUUACUAACCUUUAUGACACAAUUAGAGAUAAAUAUAUAAAUAGAUACAACAGAGUUCAACCAAGCAUGUUUAAAACGAUAAAAUUGUUUUUCGUCAGAAAAUGUUAAAGUAAUAAGAAAUGUAUCUGUAUAUAUGUAUAUAAGGCAGUUGAUAUAAGAAGAUGUAGAUAUAAUACUUAGAUAGUAUAUUGUGUUAUUAUUGACUGCACAUGGUUUUACUGCGGCAUAUACAAAGAAAAAACAUACAUAUUCAUAUUUUCACGAAUAUUUGUGUUAAACUUCAUGAGUAGUUUAACAGUCAAUUGUUGAUUUUAUCAUGGCUUUAAUUAAUAUAUGACGUCAAAUUGCGUAUAAAUAUUUCUCUACAAGUUAAAGCAGCAGUACUUCCAUGUAUUUGUAAAUAGAAAAUGUUUACGCACGUAUGUACUGACAUGAUAGAAAACUGUUUAAUAUAUACAAAUAAUACCUAAAAAUAACAAGAUGCAAAAUAAUGUUUUAUACUUAGUUUAUAUUUUAUAUCAAUCUUAAUAAACAUUUAAGAUUCAAUUAUGAACAAAAACAGAUAUUUUCAAAAGAUACACAAUUUUAAGGAACACAACUAUUCGGUUUUUAUUGUUCUAGUCUCACUCUCAGACAUAUUCCUUUGAAAUGUAAGGGAAGUAAUUACGAAUCAAAUGCAUUAAAAAAUGUAAGAGUAGUGUAUCCUGUUUGUUUGCAUCUUACUAUUUUUACAUAUACUUUGUUAACUAUAUUGACACAUUUAUUAUUGACUAUGCCAAUAUCAAUUUAUAUGUGUAUAUACCAAAAAAUGUACUAUGACCUAUAAUGGCUUUGUCAAUUGUGUAUUGUGAGAUUUAUGAAAGAAUAAAGCUUCUUCUUCUUCAGAG
Ruditapes philippinarum (Manila clam) is the source of this 3450-nucleotide messenger RNA. RefSeq names its product titin-like. The record is from RefSeq and is a predicted model, not a curated record. Bases 67 to 1596 code for a protein of 509 amino acids. The transcript is spliced from 10 exons. Lineage: Eukaryota; Metazoa; Mollusca; Bivalvia; Venerida; Veneridae.